AGACGAUUUCAGCCAACGUGUGAUUUUUUCCUCUUUUGUCACACUUCUCCGUUUUAAAAAGUUUUCAAAUGUUUUUCAGCAAUGACACGGCGUUUAAAAUGAGCGGAAACCAAACAGCGUGUUUGCGGUUUAUAACACACGUGUAAUUCCGAGACUUGUUUUGUUCUUAAAUCGUUAGACGAGACAGCUCGUGUUGUGCGCUUAUUUAUCGCACCGUUAUGAGUGACGUGUAACUACAACCAGUAGACACAAAACGAUAGAAAUAAACAAUGAUUUGGGCGAACUGUCACGUUUUAUGAGAUUAUUUGUUUAGUCUUGCAUCGGCCUUGAAAGACAUCAUCCCGACGACUGAAGUCAUGCUAUUUAAAGUUGUUGGUUAUUCAUGAUGAAGAGAAACAAAAUGACUAUUGGAAUUCGAACUGGUUAUAGGGGAUUUUAACGCGUAGAUGACGCCGUCCUACACAACACAGGUGGUGUAGGUGAAUUAUAUAUGAAGAUAUUACAAUCUGCCUCUGUGUGACACUGAAAGGCACAAAGAUGAUGUACUCUUCACGGAGAAAACCAGUACUGUAUUUUAAAGAGGAUCGAAGUUUUCUAUCGAGGAAAUGCACCAUCUGGAAACUCUUUGGGCUCUGCAUACUGUUUGUUUUGGUGUCUCUUCUAUGGGUGCAGCUGACUUGUUCGGGAGACAUCAACGAGGUUUCUGGGUACAGCCACGUACCUCACCAGCCCUGUCCUGUAGAGAGACAAGCCUCUUCUGUUGAUGACCCCUCCUGGGGCCCGCACAAAAUGGCCCUCAUCGUUCCAUUCCGAGAACGCUUCGAAGAGAUACUUAUAUUUGUCCCAUACAUGCACGCUUUCCUCAAUAAAAAGAAAAUACGGCACAGGAUAUUUAUUAUAAACCAAGUGGAUCACUUUCGAUUUAAUCGAGCUUCACUUAUUAAUGUUGGCCACAUGGAGAGUGGCAACGACACAGACUACAUUGCGAUGCAUGAUGUGGAUUUGUUGCCUCAAAAUGAGGAUCUAGAUUAUGGAUUUCCAGAGGAGGGACCUUUUCAUGUGGCUUCACCUGAGCUUCAUCCUUUAUAUCAUUAUAAGACUUAUGUGGGUGGGAUCUUGCUGCUCACCAAGAAACAUUAUCAGAUGUGCAAUGGAAUGUCAAAUCGCUUCUGGGGAUGGGGAAGAGAAGAUGACGAAUUCUUCAGAAGACUAAAAACAGCUGACCUUCAGCUUUUUAGGCCAAAGGGUAUUACAACAGGAACUAAAACAUUCCAGCACAUCCAUGAUCCGGCCUGGAGGAAGAGAGAUCAGAAAAGAAUCGCUGCGCAAAAGCAGGAGCAGUUCAAGAUUGACCCAGAAGGGGGCCUUUCUAACCUCCGCUACAAGGUGGAGUCCAGACAGGAACUGACUAUUAGUGGAGCUCCCUGUACUGUCAUCAGCACCUCUCUCCAGUGUGAUCUUGACCAGACUCCAUGGUGCCAGUUCAGUUGAUAUGCUUAAGCCGAACCUGUACAGCUACAAAGGGUGCCAAGUAUUUGUCUAUGGUGACAGCAAUCCAUUUAUUGACAGUGCCAUUCACACUUGACAAAUCUUCUUGAUCAUCUAACCAAAAGGACUUGAAUUGUUGACUCUUUGGGGAAAUGAGCUUUUAUUUUUAUAGAACAGUGUUAUUUACUUCAUUCACAAUGACGUGCUGGCAGCGCAACUCUUCUCAUUUUUUUAACUGAACUUUUGACCCAUGUCAGAUGCACUUAAUUUGCAUCUGCAACAUUGCAGCUAUGGGCAUCCAAAGGUCCGAAUUUCAAUGGUGAGUUUUAUAAUAUUUUAGUUGUAAUGUUUGGGCUGUUUUGGACUGUUUCCUCAGUGCAAUUGUGAGUGUUUGCUCAGACUUAACAGCAGAAAUCUUUUUUGUUUGUUGCUUAAAUCAAGAAUCUUUAGCAUUAUUGCUAGGAUAUGUGUCUUCAAAAAUACUAUAUUAUAUGACAAAUGGGUUUAAGGGUACUUUGUAUUUGCACAUUGUUCAGUAUUUAUAUCUAAAACAAUUUACUCGUUUUUUUUUCUUAUUGUUGUAAUUCAGAAUGCAUGGAAUGCGGUUACAUCUUACAUUGACAGGACUGUAAGGACCUUUUUAACUGGAAGCAUGAAGCUGUGUCCAAAGUACUAAACAUUUUAGUGAAACUGUAAUAAAAUUCGGACACCAAUGCCUGAACAAACUGCA
This is a messenger RNA of Triplophysa dalaica, 2218 nucleotides long. It is a transcript of the gene b4galt7, whose product is annotated as xylosylprotein beta 1,4-galactosyltransferase, polypeptide 7 (galactosyltransferase I). The transcript has 6 exons. The coding region runs from base 538 to 1491 and encodes 317 amino acids. The record is from RefSeq and is a predicted model, not a curated record. Gene Ontology annotation, molecular function: xylosylprotein 4-beta-galactosyltransferase activity. Gene Ontology annotation, biological process: carbohydrate metabolic process; proteoglycan biosynthetic process. NCBI's taxonomy places the organism in Eukaryota, Metazoa, Chordata, Actinopteri, Cypriniformes, Nemacheilidae.